Thamnophis elegans (Western terrestrial garter snake) is the source of this 873-nucleotide messenger RNA. Its product is annotated as serine protease 27-like. The transcript is spliced from 6 exons. Gene Ontology annotation, biological process: proteolysis. The record is from RefSeq and is a predicted model, not a curated record. Gene Ontology annotation, molecular function: serine-type endopeptidase activity. The coding region runs from base 1 to 873 and encodes 290 amino acids. Lineage: Eukaryota; Metazoa; Chordata; Lepidosauria; Squamata; Natricidae.
AUGAACUUGGCUUCAUUGAAAGUAUCAGAUGCUACCAAGGUAGAAGCAGCUUGUGGGCAGCCUGUGACGUCACGGAUCGUUGGAGGGCUAAACGCUUUGGAAGGGGAAUGGCCCUGGCAAGCCAGCAUUUUUCAAGGCAGCAGACUGGUUUGCGGAGGGUCCCUCCUCAGCUCCAACUGGGUAGUAUCUGCAGCUCACUGCUUCAAUUUCCCUGAAGUACCCUACGAAAUACAGUUGGGUGCUUAUAAACUCCAGGACCCUUCUCCUAAUAUGGUGACAUCGACGGUUAAACGUAUCAUCUCUCAUCCUGACUACACGAAAGAGGAAGGCUCCAGCUGGGACAUUGCUUUAGUGGAGCUGAAUUCCCCAGUAACUUUCAAUGACUAUAUCCUUCCCGUCUGCUUGCCAACAUCUUCUGCGGAGUUUCCUGCAGAUACAAAAUGCUGGGUCACUGGAUGGGGACAGAUUGGAUCAGGAAACUUGCCAUCACCCCAAAUCCUUCAGGAACUGGAGGUACCAAUCGUAGAUCGCAAGACUUGCAAUGAUCUCUAUAAUGAAAGCAAAGGAUAUCAGUUACAAACUGAUCUUGUCAAGGCUGAUAUGUUCUGUGCAGGGUACAAAGAAGGUGGAAAGGAUGCCUGCCAGGGAGAUUCCGGAGGACCCUUAGUUUGCAAAUCCAAUGGGGCCUGGACACUGGCUGGGGUAGUGAGUUGGGGGGAAGGCUGUGCUCAACGCAACCAAAUUGGCGUCUAUACAUCAGUGCCUUUCUACCUAGACUGGAUCCAAAGCAAAAUAAAUGCAAAUAAUGGUGGACUUUCAAACUUCCCCAGGGUGACUCUUCUUUUGCUGAUUUUUGCACCACUCUUCCUAUGA